AUGGCUGGGUGGGCCACUAAUAUUGGGGGUGGCUUUAGUGGGGCUUUGAGGUGGGAUCCCCCAUGGGCUGAGUCAAGGACGGUGGUCAAGCGGUAUGUCCGUCUCUGGGUUUUGUUGCCAUGUGGGCCAUCAGAGGUGAGGGUGUCCUCUGGAAUGCAUGUGGGUUUCUCCUGGUCUGAGGGUUCUGGGUCGCUCCGAACGGCAUGGUUUUCUCCUGGAUGGAGUCUGUGGAAAGCCCCGCAGUGCCAGUUCACGCCACUGGAGGGAGCGGUGAGCCGUGGCGCCAGAGACCCUGGAAGACGUGGCAAUGCUGCUCGUCACCACUGGAGGCAGUGGCGAGCUGCCCUGGGAAACACCCUGGAAGAGGAGUCCGUGCAGCCUGCUGGCUCUGGGGGCCGUGGGGAGGUGUUGGGUGAGAGACCCUGGAUCGUGAGGCACUGCAGCUUGUUUCUCCAGGACGGAGUGCUGAGCUGUAUAGUCUCUGAUUCCCCAGGUUCAAGAGUGGUCCUAAGAGACCCUGGAGCCGAGCCCCCACACAGCACUGUGCCCUGUUUCCCCAGGUUUGCUGGCCAUCUGCUGUCAGGGUGGUUCCGGAGGGUCCGCCCAGUUGGGCUCUGGAGCCGGGGGGAACCAAACCCGACUCACGGUGCACUUGGAACCGAGGAGUCGAGUGUUUGGAAGAGCAUGUUUCUUUCUCCACAAAGGACAAGGGCAUUGGUCGGCUUUAGAAGGAAGUCAAUGACCACUUAA
Soboliphyme baturini is the source of this 750-nucleotide messenger RNA. The record is from the annotation of a GenBank genome assembly. Lineage: Eukaryota; Metazoa; Nematoda; Enoplea; Dioctophymatida; Soboliphymatidae.